Molecule: messenger RNA, 2625 nt
Organism: Panthera uncia (snow leopard)
Lineage: Eukaryota; Metazoa; Chordata; Mammalia; Carnivora; Felidae
Gene: CENPL
Product: centromere protein L
Exons: 5
Coding region: 313-1353 (346 amino acids)
Source: RefSeq, a predicted model, not a curated record
GCAGAGUGGGUGGCCGGGUCAGCGGAAAUGUCCCUCCCGGGGUGAAUCGAAGGACGUCUGAGGCAGCGGAGGUCUUCUUACAGGGGCGUUUGUGUUCCUGGUGAACCCACUUACUGUGGAGCGAGAGGGAAUUUGGAAGGGCCAGGGGUUCCCUGCAACUGUCUCUGAGCUGCCAUUUUGGCGGUUUUUUUUUUUUUUUUUUUUUUAAACUUCAGGGGACUUUAGUCUCGAUCCACACUUUUGGAACCAGAUUUGAAGAAUGAUUCGUGAAGCCGGAAUGGGUGACAGCGUCAUCACAGCAUUUCAUUGACCAUGGAUCCUUAUGAUACACCAGAAUCGACUCCGAGGCACGGUGCAUCCUCAAGGCUUAAAGAUUAUUUUAUAGGUGCCACCCCUUUGCGGAAACGAUUAGAAUCAGUCAGGAAGCAGGCUUCAUUUGUCCCGACUCCACCUCGAAGGAAAAUUCCUCAGUGUUCACAAUUACAGGAAGAUAAUGAUCCUCAAAAGUUUGCAUUUCUUCUGCAUAAACAAUGGACUUUAUAUAGUUUAACUCCCCUAUAUAAAUUCUCCUAUACUAAUCUCAAAGAGUAUUCUAGACUUCUGAGUGCAUUUAUUGCUGCUGAAAAGCAAAAAGGGCUUGCUGUUGAAGUGGGAGAAGACUUCAACAUCAAAGUGACUUUCUCCACUCUCCUAGGAAUGAAAGGAACACAAAGAGACCCUGAAGCAUUUCUUGUCCAGAUUCUGUCAAAAUCUCAGUUACCGUCAGAGAACAGAGGACAAAAAGUGUUGUGGACUGGUUGGUUCUGCUGUGUAUUUGGAGACAGUCUUCUGGAGACUGUUCCAGAAGAUUUCACCUGUGUACCUUUAUUUCUUGCAAAUGGAGCAGAGACGAAUACAGCCAUAGUUGGAACCUGGUUUCAGAAAACUUUUGAUUGUCAUUUCAGUUCCUUAGCAAUCAAUGCGUUUAAUCUUUCCUGGAUGGCUGCUAUGUGGACUGCAUGCAAAAUGGACCAAUAUAUGGCUACUACUGAAUUUCUUUGGUCUGUACCGUGUAGCCCUCAAAGUCUGGACAUUUCUUAUGCCAUACAUCCAGAGGAUGCAAAAGCUUUGUGGGACAGCGUCCACAAAACACCCGGGGAAGUUACUCAGGAGGAAGUUGACUUAUUCAUGGACUGCCUUUAUUCACACUUCCAUAGGCACUUCAAAAUUCAUUUAUCAGCCACAAGAUUGGUCCGUGUUUCAACAUCUGUAGCUUCAGCACAUACUGAUGGAAAAAUAAAGAUUCUGUGUCAUAAAUACCUCAUUGGAGUCUUGGCAUAUUUGACAGAACUGGCAAUUUUUCAAAUUGAUUGAGGUCUUGUGGGAACUAUAAAUUAUGGAUUAUAUAACUUUUUCUCACUGAUUAUUUGCCUGAUUUCUAUGCUGAGAGGAACUGCAGGAGAAACAUGCAUCUAUAUCUGCAUCUGUUUUCCUCUCAGUGCCUUUGGAAUUGCCCAGAUAGAAGCCAAGAAGGAUCUAGAACAAAGAAGGUGGUAGCGAAUGAAUCACAGCCAGGUGUUCGUAUAAUAGUCAUGAUGAUCUGGGAGGCCAGUCUUUAGAAAAUGCUGAGUUGUUAUUUUCUUGGGCCAUCUUAUAUCAAAUUUUUAGGAUUCAAAUGAGAUAUCUCUAAUAUUGAGUGUUUUUGAUUUGGGUCUUUAAAAAGCUUUAAUCCCUUUUAAGCAUUUUAGACUUGGAUUCAGAGAGAAUUUCUGUCUUCUAAAGACAUUUUCCUACUAUCAUUUCACUGUAGAGAGUUGGCAAUCAAAAUCCUCUCCAAAGGAAACUAAAAAUUAAUAUACAUUUAUUAAGGCCACUAAUAUGCUUCUGUUUUUAAUGCUGUUCAAUUCUUAUUGCAAUGUUGAAUUAAAUAUUCACUUUUAAAAUGAAGCAGUGUGUUUAUCAGUAUCUUGGUGGCAGAUCUUUAAUUAAUGUCUCAGGAAUGAGAAGUCAUAGGCUUUUUCUGUAGCACAAAGGUUACAAACCAGCAAUUAUAUAGAACCAUACUUAUAGAAUUGAAAGGGACCUGUGAGCCUCUUUUGAGAGCAGCAGUUAUCUUGUUUAACUUUCAUGUCCCUAAUUUUGCUUUAGCACAGUGCUUGGUAAAUGUCUGCAGGUUAAGUAAAUGUAUUUUAACCAACUCUUCCAUUUUAUAGAUGAAAACUAUGAGAUUGAACAACUUAGGAGACUUGCCCAAGAUGAUAUGUUUAAAUCUCUUGUUUUAAUUUAUGGAGUAUGGGAACAUUUUGUUUUACUUUAGAAACUCUUUUUUAAAAGUUGUCUGAAAGGAAAUUAAUAGGCUGUCUUUCUAAAAGGUUAACUUUUGGAAUGGAAUAUUAUUUCACAUAUACUAGGAACAGCAGAGAUAGUGGAAAAAGCAUGGGCUUUGGAGUGAGACAGUCAUUCAUUUAACUAAUAUUAAGUUCCUGCUGUGUACUUAGAAUUGUAUUGGGUAACAGGGAUAUAACAGUGAAGACAAAAAAGAUCCCUGUCAUUUGGAAAUUACAUUCUAGUGGAGGAAGGCAAAAAAUAAAUAAUUUCUGUGGAGAUAAAUACUUAAGGCAGUACAAUAUGGAAAGGGGGUCUCUC